This is a messenger RNA of Microtus ochrogaster (prairie vole), 2790 nucleotides long. RefSeq names its product solute carrier family 4 member 1 (Diego blood group) (gene Slc4a1). Gene Ontology annotation, biological process: transmembrane transport; regulation of intracellular pH; bicarbonate transport. Gene Ontology annotation, molecular function: monoatomic anion transmembrane transporter activity; solute:inorganic anion antiporter activity; bicarbonate transmembrane transporter activity. The record is from RefSeq and is a predicted model, not a curated record. NCBI's taxonomy places the organism in Eukaryota, Metazoa, Chordata, Mammalia, Rodentia, Cricetidae. Gene Ontology annotation, cellular component: basolateral plasma membrane; plasma membrane.
AUGGGGGACGUGCAGGACCAUGAGGAAGUGCUGGAGAUCCCAGAUCAGGACAGCGAAGACGAAUUGGAGGAGGUCAUAGAACAGAUAGCAUACAGAGACCUCGACAUCCCUGUGACCCAGAUGCAGGAGCCAGAAGCUCUUCCCACAGAGCCUACAGCCACAGACUACGUCCCAACCACCACCUCCACAUCACGCAGAAGCUCCAGUCAGGUCUAUGUGGAGCUGCAGGAACUGAUGAUGGACCAGAGGAACCAGGAGCUACAGUGGGUGGAGGCAGCACACUGGAUAGGGCUGGAGGAAAACCUACGAGAGGAUGGUGUGUGGGGCCGCCCACAUCUGUCUUACCUCACCUUCUGGAGCCUUCUCGAACUGCAGAAAGUCUUCUCCAAAGGCACCGUCCUCCUGGACCUGGCAGAGACAUCCCUGGCUGGGGUGGCCAACAAGCUCCUAGACAGUUUCAUCUUUGAUGACCAGAUCCGGCCUCAGGACCGAGACGAGCUGCUCCGGGCUCUGCUGCUCAAACGCAGCCGUGCUGAGGACCUAAAGGCUCUGGAGGGCGUGAAGCCUGCCGUCCUGACCCGCUCUGGGGGCCCUUCUGAGCCCCUCCUUCCCCAGGAACCAUCACUGGAGACCAAGCUGUACUGUGGACAGGCAGAGGGGGACCCAGAAGGAUCCUCACCAUCUGGGAUUCUGAAGAUUCCCCCAGAUUCAGAAACCACACUGGUCCUAGUGGGCUGUGCUAACUUUCUGGAGAAGUCUGUCCUGGGCCUCGUGAGGCUGAAGGAGGCUGUGCAGCUGGAGGACCUGGAGCUGCCAGAGCCUGUGCGCUUCCUUUUUGUUCUGCUGGGACCCGAGUCUCCCCACGUCAACUACACCCAGCUGGGCCGGGCUGCAGCUACCCUGAUGACAGAAAGAGUGUUCCGCACAACUGCCUACCUGGCACAGAGCCGAGGGGAACUAGUGAGCUCCUUGGAGGAUUUCCUGGACUGUAGCCUGGUACUGCCACCGACCGACGCCCCUUCAGAACAAGCUCUGCUCAACCUGGUACCCGUGCAGAAAGAGCUGCUUAGAAGGCGCUACCUGCCCAGUGCCGCCAAGCCAGACCCUGCCUUAUACAAGACCCUAGACUUGAAUGGGGGCCCAGGAGGCCCCGGUGGUGUGGAUGACCCUCUACAGCGAACAGGCCGGAUCUUUGGAGGCCUGAUACGUGACAUCCGGCGCCGUUAUCCUUACUAUCUGAGUGACAUCACAGAUGCGCUCAGCCCCCAGGUCCUGGCUGCCGUCAUCUUCAUCUACUUUGCUGCCUUGUCACCUGCUGUCACCUUCGGUGGCCUCAUGGGAGAAAAGACCCGGAACCUGAUGGGGGUUUCAGAGCUGCUCAUCUCCACAGCGGUACAAGGCAUUCUCUUUGCUCUCCUGGCGGCACAGCCCCUGCUGGUGCUUGGCUUCUCGGGACCCCUGCUGGUGUUUGAGGAAGCCUUCUUCUCGUUCUGUGAAGACAACAACCUGGAGUAUAUUGUGGGCCGCGCUUGGAUCGGAUUCUGGCUCAUUCUGUUGGUGUUGUUGGUGGUGGCCUUCGAAGGCAGCUUUCUGGUCCGAUUCAUCUCCCGCUACACCCAGGAGAUCUUCUCCUUCCUCAUCUCCCUCAUCUUCAUCUAUGAGACUUUCUCCAAGCUGAUCAAGAUUUUCCAGGACUACCCGCUACAACAGACUUAUGACCCUGUUGUGAUGAAGCCCAAACCUCUGGGUCCUGUGCCCAACACAGCCCUCCUCUCCCUUGUGCUCAUGGCUGGUACCUUCUUACUUGCCAUGAUGCUGCGAAAGUUCAAGAACAGCACCUACUUCCCUGGCAAGCUGCGUAGAGUCAUCGGGGACUUCGGGGUCCCCAUCUCCAUCCUGAUAAUGGUCGUGGUGGAUUCCUUCAUCAAGGACACUUAUACCCAGAAACUCUCAGUCCCUGAUGGCCUCAAAGUGUCCAAUGCCUCUGCCCGGGGCUGGGUCAUCCACCCUCUGGGUCUGUAUAACGAGUUUCCCUUGUGGAUGAUGUUUGCUUCUGCCCUGCCUGCCCUGCUCGUCUUCAUCCUCAUAUUCCUUGAGUCUCAGAUCACCACGCUGAUUGUCAGCAAACCAGAGCGCAAGAUGAUCAAGGGAUCCGGCUUCCACCUGGACCUGCUGCUGGUCGUUGGCAUGGGUGGGGUGGCUGCCCUCUUUGGGAUGCCCUGGCUCAGUGCCACCACUGUGCGUUCUGUUACCCACGCUAAUGCCCUCACAGUCAUGGGGAAAGCCAGCGGUCCAGGGGCUGCAGCUCAGGUCCAAGAGGUCAAGGAGCAGCGGAUCAGUGGGCUCCUGGUCUCUGUGCUUGUGGGUCUGUCCAUCCUAAUGGAGCCCAUCCUGUCCCGCAUCCCCCUGGCGGUGUUGUUCGGCAUCUUCCUAUACAUGGGAGUCACAUCCCUCAGUGGCAUCCAGCUCUUUGACCGCAUCUUACUUCUGUUCAAGCCACCCAAGUACCACCCCGAUGUCCCCUUUGUCAAGAGGGUGAAGACCUGGCGCAUGCACCUCUUCACGGUCAUCCAGAUCAUCUGCCUGGCAGCGCUGUGGGUGGUCAAGUCCACCUCUGCCUCGCUGGCCCUGCCCUUUGUCCUCAUCCUCACUGUGCCUCUGCGUCGCUUCCUGCUGCCCCUCAUCUUCAGUGGGCUGGAACUCCAGUGUCUGGAUGGUGACGAUGCCAAAGCGACCUUUGACGAGGAGGAGGGUCUGGAUGAAUAUGACGAAGUGCCCAUGCCUGUGUGA